GCACCGUGCUCCUCAGCAGCUGCCUGUGCCGGUCCGCUGCCGGCGGGGCCCCGGCGCAGCUGAUCGCCGCGUUGGAUGCGGUGGCGGCGAGCACAGGCGGCGGCGGUGCGGCAGAGGAGCGGGCGGCGAUCGAGGGGCGGACACUGAACGCUGGCGACGUCGGCGCGUUCAGGCGCCGCGCGGACGACCUGCGGGCGCAGCUUCAGCAGGGCGGGGCGGCGGCGAUGGCGGCGCGCUUGGCGGAGGUUGGAGGAGCCCUGGCCCAGGAGUGGAGCCCGCAGGGCCCGCCGCACGCCGGGGCGGCAGGCCACGGCGACGCCGGAGGGCGCGCGCUCCGCACGCGCUUUGCGCGCCUGGUGGCGGCCCGAGCCGUCGGAGACAUUUCCUGGCGGCGCUUUUUGGAUUGUGGCAAGUUUGUUGCUCUCCAGCCAGCUCUCGCGCCGCUCGUCGUGACCGCGACCGAGACCCUUCCGCCCGGCAUGAUCCUUGCCAGGCGAGGCCGAGUGUCCGUGCCGCUGUGCGGAGGCUCGGCUAUGCGGCCCGAAUCGGACGCGUGCCACGCGUGGCCGACGUCCGCGACUUGGCGCAAGCCUGCGGCCUUGGCCGCUCCGGUCCAGCUCAGCUACCUGACGUCGUUCACAACAGUGCUCUUGACCGCCCUCACCCUUUGGGUGAGGAUCAGCCGGGUUGCCCCGCCCGUCAGCAUGCCAGAGCCGCUCUCCGCGCCUUCGCUGCUGAACCCCGAGGCUCCUUCUUUCCAGAUGCCGGAGGCUUCGCCUGGGCCGGUCUUCGUGGAGAUCGAGGUGCAGAAGCGCACCGUUUCCUUCGACGUAGAGAAGUGCACUGCUGUGCCGAUCGACAGCGGUGCCAGCCGAGAUAUCGCCGCCGAGUUCAAGCAGAGCAUUUCCGAUCUUGCGCACCAGCAUUGCCCUGCCAUGCUGGGGCAGCUAGACACUCUGUUUGGCAAGUACACGGGCCAGGAGGACCUUCUUUACCUCAAGGUUUGCAAGAAGGUCGGAGUUCACCCGACGCCGAUCCGCCGCGGAGUGAACCGUCCUCCAGAUUAG
Molecule: messenger RNA, 1067 nt
Organism: Prorocentrum cordatum
Lineage: Eukaryota; Dinophyceae; Prorocentrales; Prorocentraceae
Source: the annotation of a GenBank genome assembly